Striga asiatica is the source of this 417-nucleotide messenger RNA. The record is from the annotation of a GenBank genome assembly. Lineage: Eukaryota; Viridiplantae; Streptophyta; Magnoliopsida; Lamiales; Orobanchaceae.
AUGGGGAGGUAUCACAAAUAUUGGUUUAACAGGAAAUUUGAAGGAGAUGGGCCGAGAUUGCAAUUUUCAUUGUUAGGAGAAUAUUUGCUAGCCAAGGAGAAUGUUGAGGAUGGUGGGCCUACAAAAUACGAUAUAAUGGAUUGCGCCUUAUCAAAGGCAUUUGCCGCGAGUUGGAAUUGUUUCAAGAGUGAUUACGUGAAUAUUUCUGACAAAUCGAUGAAAGACUUGUGGCGUCUAGGAUCCUUGUUAUGGGUAUUCUGCUUACUUCCAGUUUGGAUCCCUAUAAUAAAAGUGUGCCACAAUUUUCGACAUGACCGUCGAAAUGCUGACCCCGACUACAAGCUCCCCCUCGCAGCUUUCGCUUCUCCUCUGAUGGUUUGGUCAAUGGGUUACGUGUCAUUCUCUUCAGUAAUCUGA